Molecule: messenger RNA, 1924 nt
Organism: Ornithodoros turicata
Lineage: Eukaryota; Metazoa; Arthropoda; Arachnida; Ixodida; Argasidae
Gene: mEFTs
Product: elongation factor Ts, mitochondrial-like
Exons: 7
Coding region: 161-1222 (353 amino acids)
Biological process (GO): mitochondrial translational elongation
Cellular component (GO): mitochondrial matrix
Molecular function (GO): translation elongation factor activity; protein binding
Source: RefSeq, a predicted model, not a curated record
UCUCACAAGAAGCGGUGUUCAACCCUGGGUAGCAAGAGCAGCAACAGUUUUGCUAUGCUUUUCGGCGUGUUCUGCAGGUGAAAUUUGGGUUAAGUUGUGUUUAUUCGGGUAAUGUGGUGUUGGUUUUCGACAUUUUUCCCAACAUAACGAACAUAAGAAGAUGAUGUUUAGCCGCGUGCUAAGCAGGUAUCUCCAUGUGUCUGUACCAGUCAAUGGCGUCAACAAAGAAGCUCUCAUGGAGCUUCGCAAGAAAACAGGCUAUGCUUUCUCAAACUGCAAAAAAGCACUAGAGUCUUCAGACAACGACGUUAAAAAGGCGGAGAAAUGGCUGAAAGAAGAGGCCAAGAAACAAGGGUGGGCGAAAGCUGCACAAGUGAACAACAGGACGGCAGCGCAGGGGUUAAUAGCAGUACACGUUGACGGACAGUAUGCAGCAAUGGCUGAGGUUAAUUGUGAAACAGAUUUUGUAGCAAGAAAUGCAGAUUUCCAAGACUUUGCUUCACAAAUAAUCAAAGCUUCUGUUAAAUACGCUAAGAAGCUUCCAUCACUGUCAACUAUCGUCACCAAGUUGAGUCUCGGUGCUAAGGAGAUGGAGAAACUGCGCCUCAAAGAUGGCAAGCACUUAAAUGACGUCCGUGCUCUCACCGUGGGUCGUCUCGGGGAGAACAUUGUCUUGAAAAGGGUCUUGUGCAUACGUGUUGAUGCUCCACAAGUUCGUAUUGCUGGUUAUUGCCAUGCUGUUGGAGGGCCGUCAUCCCAUGACUAUCCUACCUUUGGUAAAUAUGGCUCUUUGGUAACGUACACUGAAAAUGAAGGCUGUCAGCUUGAUGACGCGGAACUUAAACAACUUGGACAAAACCUCUGCCAGCAAGUGAUCGGGAUGAAUCCAACUUCUGUUGGAUUAUUAGAAGAUUUUGUGAAGGCAAUGGAAGAUGAAGCCAAGGCAAAGGAAGCUAAAGAAGAGAAAUUGAAGGAGAAGGCAAAGGAGAAGAAGGAUGAAACUGGGGAGGCAGCUACUACACCACAGGCCAAGGAGGAAGAGGGAACAACAGAAGAGGAGGAAGGAACAACAGAAGAGGAAGAGGUCAGCGAGAAUCGUCUCCUUUUUCAGGAGUACGUUGCAAACCCUGACAUUAAGGUUGGGACGGUGGUGGCUGAUAGCCAAAUUGACAUCUUGGACUUCGUUCGCUUUGAGUGCGGUGAACCGGAACCGGUUGAGUAACUGCUGGUACUUUCGUGUAGGCAUCCUUUAGAAUUCACAAUUGUUGUUUGCAUUUUGGUGGUUGUUGAACAUUACAGACAUCACCUUUCCCUGUCUUUCUUUCCCCUAGGUCCCGCGACAUAUUGUCAGACAUUUUCGUUACUUUAACUAUGCUUUUUUCCGAAGGCAUGUGCACACAAGCAGAAAUGAAAUGUUUGUUGCAUGUACUUGCAGAUUAUGUCAUAUCCAUAAUAUUUAAGAGAUUUUGCGAGACGUUCUGCAGAGUAAUCUGAAACUGAACGACUGUGACAGAUGUGAAUCGUGCAGCUGAUGUUUCUUGGUGCUGUAUCUGCCACGUCCAAAGAAAACGUGUUCAACGCAUUUCCUCUUAUUCUUGUUACUGUACAGUACAGAAGCCCUUGUUGACUAUGUCAGUGUCUCUACUGUCAGGUGGAAUUAUUGUGUUGUUUAUUGUCUUCUGUGUUAUAGCUGUAAGUGCCUUAUAAAUUGUAGAUCACCAGUAGAUAGUUUCCUUGCACCACUGUACUUAUAGAACACUAUCAAUGCAUGCUCUACUGUCGGUUGUACACAAUGCUUUCCAAAGUCACAUUUUGAUAGUCUACACAACUGACACUUAUAAAAAUGCCCUGUCUACAACGUAGAAAUGUAAUAACUCAUGUUAAUGUGAGUAGCAUCCUUAUAAAAUAAAUAUCCUGUCUUCGA